Molecule: messenger RNA, 2534 nt
Organism: Mauremys reevesii (Reeves's turtle)
Lineage: Eukaryota; Metazoa; Chordata; Testudines; Geoemydidae
Gene: SLC18B1
Product: solute carrier family 18 member B1
Exons: 14
Coding region: 609-1997 (462 amino acids)
Biological process (GO): transmembrane transport
Molecular function (GO): transmembrane transporter activity
Source: RefSeq, a predicted model, not a curated record
CCGGGUGAAGUUCUGUGGCCUGUGUUAUGCAGAAGGUUAGAGCAGACCAUCAUGCUAGUCCUUCAGGUUAUACACUCUACGAAUGUUGUGUAAUGCUCACUCCUACUUUGCUACCUGUUGCGCACGCCCCCCCUCCCCCGCAGCUCCCACAGGUCUGUCUGUGGGUUUGGAGCACUGAAUGAGAGAAUAACCACAGAGCAUUUACACCGAUGUGAUUCCAGUGACCAGGCGUCAUGUCCCUGUUGCUGUGACAUUAACUUCGCAGCUGGUCUUUGUAACCCUUCACAAAGUCUCUGAGUAGAAAAAGGACAAAUAUGUACUAAAGCCGCUGAUUUGCUGAUUAAACAAUUAUGGUGAAGCAGCCUGUUUUUGUUAAUGAAAAACUGAGAGGGAACGGUAGUGUCAGCUGCUUCUCCCGCGCGGCUAAUGAGCGGGUUUAAUGUGAGCUGAGCAUGCUCAUUAAUAACAACCGAGGCUGCUUUUCUAACCAGGCUCCUGCUCUCACAGUCUUUCCCCUCUCUCCGUGCAAAAUACCGGGCUAGACAGACAGACGUUACGUACUAGUCUGGUGAAGCUACAUUGGGCUGCGGUAUCCAGGACUCCUCGCUAUGGGCAGCCAGGAAGCAGAGACCCAGGAGACUUUGCAAACCCCAGGUGGGAUUCUAGAAAAUGGCAGACCAGAAGUUCCCUGUGAAGGCUCAAGUAGGUUUACCAGAGAUCAGCUCUUCGCAAUGGUAGCAACAGCUUGUUUAAACUUCAGUUCAAUGAUUUGCUAUUCAAUCCUGGGACCCUUUUUUCCAAGAGAGGCAGAGAAAAAGGGUGCCAGUGAUGCAGUUGUUGGACUGAUUUUUGGAUGCUUUGCUUUAUUCAAUUUCUUGACUUCUUUAAUAUUGGGCAAUUAUCUUGUACAAAUUGGAGCCAAAUUCAUGUUUGUGGCUGGGAUGUUUGUUUCGGGAUGUGUUACAAUUCUAUUUGGUUUGUUGGACAAAGCACCUGAUGGACCAGUAUUCAUUGGUUUGUGUUUUCUGGUUAGAGCGAUGGAUGCCAUAGGCUUUGCUGCAGCAGUGACAGCAUCAUUUUCUAUUCUUGCAAAAGCUUUUCCCAAUAAUAUAGCUACAGUAAUGGGCAGUCUUGAAAUUUUUACAGGGCUUGGACUAGUGCUGGGCCCACCUAUAGGUGGCUUUUUGUAUCAGUCCUUUGGCUAUGAAGUCCCUUUCAUAGUGCUAGGAUGCUUAGUGCUGAUCCUGGUGCCUCUGAACAUGUACCUCUUACCAAAAUACGAUGCAAUCGCUACCAAGGACUCGUUCUGGAUGCUCAUUACUCUGCCAAAAGUUGUACUUCUCUGUUCUACUAUAUUUUCACUAAGUGCAUGUUUAGGCUUUUUGGAUCCCACCAUGUCACUGUUCGUUUCAGAGAAGUUCAAAUUACCAGCUGGUUAUGUGGGGUUAGUAUUCCUAGGUUUGGCACUCUCCUACUCCUUGUCUUCACCAUUGCUUGGGUUUCUAAGUGAUAAAAUGCCACACCUAAGGAAAUGGUUGUUGGUCUUUGGGGGCUUACUGACCGCACUGUCCUUUUUCCUGUUAGGACCUGCUCCCAUCUUGCACAUUGAAAGCAAACUCUGGAUGUUUGUCCUAAUGCUGGUUUUGACUGGCUUUUCCCUUGGGAUGUCUGGUAUCCCACUGUUCCCUGAGAUGCUGCAUUGUGCUUAUGAGAAUGGAUUCGAGGAGGGGUUAAGUGUGUUGGGACUGGUGUCUGGGCUCUUCAGUGCAAUGUGGUCACUUGGAGCUUUUGUAGGACCAACAUUAGGUGGAUACCUAAAUGAGAGGCUGGGGUUUGAAUGGGCUGCCGCCAUACAAGGAGGAUGGGCGUUAUUAAGUGGACUAGCUAUUGGAAUAUUCUAUAUCCUAGAGGCCUCACGAAGAAGAAGAAGAUCCAAUUUGCAGACCCCUCUGGGCACAAAUGAAGAAAGAGCUCACCUGUUGGCUAGUGAGACAUAGCCAGGAAUACUUCUGGAUCAACAUUCUUUUAUUUAUUUUUUUAUUAAGUUAACUUAGUGAUGAGAAGAGCGGACUUAACAUCCAAACAGUGUUGCAUAAUUCUAGAGCUGGGAGAAUCACUUCCCAUAAUGCGUAACAAAUUGUGGAUUAUUUGUAAUGGCAACAUAUUGCUGUUCUGAUGCUCUAUUUAAAUACUACAUGCCUUUCUUUUGGAUGUUCCUGCUGUGGAUUAGUUGAACUGGUAAAUCAAAUGUCACCCUGCUUAUCUGUGUUCAUGGUACAGUGCACUGAAGAGAGAUUUUGCACAAUGUGAAAAAAUUGUGUUUCAGAAUGUUCGUUUCUUGUACUUGAAUCUGAUGGGGACUAUCCCAGACCGUCUGUCACUAACAUGUUUUAUUGUAAUGUGCAUUUUCCUUUUUAAAAAAGGAAAAGAAUGGUUAAAAUAUCAUAUCUGAUAACAUUAGCUGAUGAAAGGGAAUUUGAAAUUGUGAAACAGUGAGCGUAAUGCUCUGUUAAAUAAAACCAAGUAACUUCUUA